AUGUGUGUUGCCAUCACAUUGUUUUCGCUGCGAGCCCAGCUCAAACUACGAGAGGCCAUGGAACGAUAUGAAACUCGCUUGGGAUGCCGGCGGAUGAUUGAGGUGCAGGCUGACUACGGGAAUUUGGUUGCCUGGCUGUUGGAGGAUACUGUUGCAAGGAAGUAUUCCUGGGAGACGGUCUUCCAGGGCAAAUACCCCUCCAUGCUCGAAGCACCUUGCCUUCGUGGUGACCCGCGAAUGGUGAUACCCGUCACUGUACCUGCCCAACGCAUUUAUCGCGACGGAAAGUUCUACUUGCAAGCACCGGGACCAGACUUCUCUGUGGUGGAAUGCGGUCGCAUUUUCAAUGACGACACGGGCUUUCAAACCUGGGUCGACACCCUCGCUCCGUGGCUUGCACGAGUGUCCUGCACUGUCGGCUUAGUGGGAUUCGUUUGCUCGCUAGCUCGCUUCUCCCGUGCCGAGAUUGCUGCUGCCAAGCAGAACAAGGAUGCUCCCUGGUCCGCAGCUGUCAAUAGAUUGUUGACCGCUUCGCCACCGGAAGCUUUCGUGCCCAAAGUGCAGACCCAGCAAAGCUUGCCAGGACCAUUGUUUCUAGCAUUUCGUGGCAAUAUCAGGCAUGGCUCAACCUGGCUAGCUUCAGCAUUUCAGUGA
Symbiodinium sp. CCMP2456 is the source of this 654-nucleotide messenger RNA. The record is from the annotation of a GenBank genome assembly. NCBI's taxonomy places the organism in Eukaryota, Dinophyceae, Suessiales, Symbiodiniaceae.